Molecule: messenger RNA, 1983 nt
Organism: Schistocerca piceifrons (Central American locust)
Lineage: Eukaryota; Metazoa; Arthropoda; Insecta; Orthoptera; Acrididae
Product: putative thiamine transporter SLC35F3
Exons: 13
Coding region: 1-1617 (538 amino acids)
Source: RefSeq, a predicted model, not a curated record
AUGGACGAUCGGAGGUUGAAAAAAAAAACAGCCCUCGUAGGUGUAGACACGUGUACGUCAGUCGUGAAGACGGAGCAGCAGCAGCAGCAGCAGGGCCAGGAUGCGGUCCAGGGGCAGCCCGAGCUGGCCACCAUCUUCCAGCCGGCGCGCCGGCCUGGCUCCGGCGUGCAGCGCGCGCCCAGUGUAGUGGUCACCCACGGCGACGACACGCCGCCGAGGCCCGCCUCGGGCACCGGGUCCGUGGGGCAGCUGCCUAAUGGGCCCUUCUCCAGCGUCCACCAGCACCAGCACGCGCCGCAACUGCAGCACGCCGACUCUGUUACAGGGAGCACUCAUCAGGAGCAACAGCAGCAACCAGGGGCAGCAGCUGGCAAACUCCGUGCAUGCAAUAAUUCUUGCUGCUCCCAAUCUGCCCGUAAGAUAUACUGUGGUGUUUGUGUGACCGUGUGCGUCACUGCAUCAUGGGUUGGAGCAACACACUGCAUCAAAUAUUUGUUCCUGGGGCAGCCACCACCACCAUUUGGAUAUGGCCCACCCAACAUUUCAGCAGUGCAGCAGCUUGUUGCUCCACAUCAGAUAAUUCCCUAUGAUGCUCCAUUUUUUACAACAUGGUUCUGUACUAACUGGACAGUUCUAUUUUUUCCAUUAUAUUUUGUAUGCAGAGUUUCAGCAAUGAAAUGUAAAUCUGCUGGCAGUAUUUUACAAGAAAGUGUCAGAAAUUUUAGGGACAAGGGCUUUACAGCAGCUAGGUUCCUGACACGAUGCAGUUUCUUCUGUCUCCUGUGGGUAGCAACAAAUUAUAUGUACAUUCAUUCACUACGCAUCCUUCUGGCAACUGAUGUGAUGGCCUUAUUUGCCACUAAUGUUUCCUGUGUGUACCUGCUAUCAUGGGUUAUACUACAUGAGCAGUUUGUUGGUGUCAGGAUUGUAGCUGUUAUCCUGUGUGACACUGGCAUUGCACUCUUGGCUUACAUGGAUGGAAUCACUAAAAGUCGAACACUGGGUGGAGUUGUGCUAGCCGCAUGUGCAGCUGCAGGUUCUGCUGUAUACAAGGUAUUGUUCAAAAAAGUAAUUGGAGAAGCAAGUUAUGGACAAGUAUCUCUCUUCUUCUCACUGAUUGGCAUGUUCAAUGCUGCCUUAUUAUGGCCUGUGUGCCUUACACUGUACUUCACAGGCACUGAAAUACUGCACUGGAGGCAACUGCCAUGGCCAGCGUUGCUUGGAGCAAGUGGCCUAUCUCUUGUUGCAAACCUGCUGGGUAACUUCAGUGUUGCUCUCACAUAUGACUUAUUCAUCACACUAGGGCUUAUUACAGCAGUUCCUGUCUCUGCAGCUCUUGAUGUGGUGUUAUAUGGAGCCCAUUUUGCUGGAAUGAAAUUGGCAGGAAUGAUACUAAUUUCAGUUGGAUUUUUUCUGGUAAUGUUUCCUGAUAACUGGCCAGACUACAUCACACGACUACUGAGGUGCUGCAAACAAUGGUCUUCAAUUUGCUCACUACAUGGACCCAACCAAAGGGCAUGUCUUCUGAAAAAUAAGUCCCUUCUUGGAACUGAUGUUAUAAGACGUGGAGCCGGCGCCACAGGCAUGGCGCCGGGGCAGCGGGCCGGCGUGAUGUAAUCGACUACCGCACUGGUUACAUCCGGUCACAUCUCCGCUCACCGUCUGGCCGUGUGCGGUGACCCGACCCUGAGCGCAGCGAGCCGCCCUGUUAGUUGUGUGAUAAUAUGGACACGGCGCUGCCCACAAAUUCUUAACUCUCUCCUGAGCUAGACUGUGUUCAUUAAGGCAUUUUCUGCAGUAAAUGUGACAGAAAAUAAGCAUCUCUGUCUAGUGACGACUUAGCACUUGAGUACAGUUUCAUGUCUGUGACUUUUUGAGAUAGAUGUAUAAUUUUAUAAUUGGUUUUACCAAAGAAUAACUGCAGAAGUUAAUACUUGAAAGUAUAAUUUUGAAUAAUAAAAUUUCUAUGAACUGUAAAAUCAA